AUGGCGGGUCGCGGACGCGGACAGAGAACUCUGGGUUUGGACCCGGUCGGAACCAGCAGAGGCGACUCUCUGCCUCCAGCCGUGCAGCAACCCACACCUGUGUUCCCAGCAAUGGAGCAGAAGCCCCUCCCCCUGGCAGGCGGGGAGGAGUCAGAGUACCUGAUGGCGCUGAAGCAGGACUUCAGGGCGGCCAUGAGGAGUCAGCCAUGUUUCAUCCAGCCGGCCGCCGCCCACAGAGAUGUGGAGCGAUACUCAGAUAAAUAUCAUCUGAGUGACAAGAUGGAUGCCCUCACUGACUGGAUCAUAGACUGGAAGAGAUUCCCCAAAGAACUUCGGGUCCCAAUCAGAAAAUCCAGAGAUGGGGCGGCGCUCAGCCGCCUGACUGCUGCUCCAUCGGAACAGAAGAAGAAGGUUGGCGAGAAAGAGGAGGUGCUGCUCAAACUGGAGACGUUAGAGAAGAAGGAGCAGCAGGAGAGUUCUGAGGAGGAGGGCGAAGAGCAGAAGGAAGAAGAGGCUGAGGAAGAGUAUGAUGAAGAGGAGUUUGAGGAGGAGACAGACUACAUCAUGUCGUACUUCGAUAACGGCGAGGACUUCGGCGGAGACAGUGACGACAACAUGGAUGAAGCCGUCUACUAGAAUGGUUCUGGUUCCGACCCGACCGAUCC
Molecule: messenger RNA, 665 nt
Organism: Poeciliopsis prolifica (blackstripe livebearer)
Lineage: Eukaryota; Metazoa; Chordata; Actinopteri; Cyprinodontiformes; Poeciliidae
Product: DNA-directed RNA polymerase III subunit RPC7-like
Biological process (GO): transcription by RNA polymerase III
Cellular component (GO): RNA polymerase III complex
Source: RefSeq, a predicted model, not a curated record